AUGGCUAGUGGAGCUUUCCUUGAUGGCUUCAUUAAAGUUGUGUUUCAAAGGUUGCUCACAAUGGAUACGGUCAACCAGGUCUUGGGCAAGAAGCUUGGCCCUGACUUGGUUGAGAGGCUGGAAAUUUCUCUGAAAGCUGCUGAAGCUGUGCUUGAUGAUGCUGAGUACAAGCAACUGGGCGACGAUGGUGUGAGGGUGUGGCUCAACAAACUGAGAGAUGCUGUUUAUGAUGCUGAUGAUUUUCUGGACGCUCUACUCACCAAAGCCGCCACUCAAAAGAAGGUACAUUCUUUAUUGCCUAGUUUCUUCCUCAACCGACAUAGAAAGAUGGUAGAUAACAUGGAAGGAGUGGUUUCAAGAAUAGAAUUUCUUGUAAGGCAAAAGGAUAUCCUUGGUCUUCAAAAGACUAUCAAGGAUAAUAACUUGUCAUCAUGGCGAGAAACCACAUGCCUGAUGGAAGGGAACAUAUAUGGCAGGGAGCAUGAUCAACAAGCUCUAAUCAAAACAAUAAAUGACAACAGUGAAUCUCAGUUAUCUGUGAUUCCUAUUGUUGGCAUGGGUGGGGUUGGUAAAACAACCUUAGCCAAAUGGGUGUACAGUGUCGCGGAAGGGUUUGAUCUGAAAGCAUGGGUCUGCAUCUCUGAAACAUUUGAUGUUGCUGAGAUUACAAAGAAAACCAUUGAGGAGAUUACUAAAAAUUCUUGUACCCUUGGGACUUUAAAUUUGCUUCAAAAUAAACUGCAGGAAAUCUUGUCGGGAAAGAAGUUCUUUGUUGUUCUAGACGAUGUCUGGAGUGAUGAUGCCGAUAAGUGGAAGCAAUUUCUAACUCCUUUUCAUUGUGGGGCUAAGGGUAGGACAAUUCUUCUAACAACUCGCAAUCAAAAGGUUGCUUCAGUAGUUCAAACAUGUCCCUCUUGCACUCUUAAUGAGUUGUCCGAAGAGUCUUGCUGGUUAUUGUUUGCAGCCAAUGCAUGUUUUCCGGAGUUAAACGGGAACCCAACACUAGAGGAUGUCGGUAGAAAGAUUGUCAAGAAGUGUAAGGGGUUGCCAUUAGCUGUAGAAACACUUGGGCGUUCGUUGCGAGGAAAGGAUGAUGUUAAAGAAUGGAAUGUUGUUUUAAUGAAUGACAUUUGGGAAUUGAAAAAUAGUAAAAUUAUUCCAGCAUUGUUAAUAAGCUACUUCCAACUACCUCCUUACAUGAAGCGUUGUUUCGUUUAUUGUUCAUUGUUUCCCAAAGAUCAUAAGUUUGAGAAAAAUGAACUAGUUUUGCUGUGGAUGGCUGAAGAUCUUUUAAGGCUACCAAAUGGAGGAGAGAGUUUAGAAGAGGUUGGUUCUGAGUGUUUUGAAGAAUUAGCUUCGAGGUUAUUCUUUAAAAAGCUUCAAGACAAUGACAAGUAUUUUGUGAUGCAUGAUCUCUUGCAUGACUUGGCAAUAUUCCUUGCUGGAGACUUCUAUUAUAGAAUAGAAGAGCUUGAUGAACAAGAAAAGAAGAAGGUUCUCACUCGUCAUUUGUCACAUUUGCCAUAUGGAAGCUUAGAUCAUCCAAUCUCAAAAGUCUUUAAGUCCGAUAUGAAAUCAGAAUCUUUGAGGACAUCAUUGUAUAUCGAUGAUUUGUUAAGCAAGAAAAGCAGAGCAUCAAAGUUGAAAUACUUGAGAGUUUUAUCCUUUCGUCAACUUGGUGCAUUACCUGAUUCAAUAGGUAAAUUGAUUCAUCUACGCUAUUUGAAUCUCUCUAGGACCUAUGUGAAGACAUUACCAGAGUCAUUAUGCAACUUGUAUAAUCUACAAACAUUAAUAUUGUAUCAAUGUCGUUACCUGACCAUGUUGCCCAAUGGCAUGCAUAAACUUGUGAAUUUACGGCAUCUUGAUCUUAGGGGAACUUCUUUGAAAGAAAUGCCUAGAGGAAUAAGUAAAUUGAAACACAUGCCUAUUUUAGAUUACUUUGUGGUGGGCAAGCACAAAGACAAUGGAAUGGAGGAAUUAGGAGGGCUCUCAAAUCUUGAAGGAUCAUUUGAGAUUAAGAAGUUGGAGAAUGUUGCUGAUGUCAGACAAGCCAAGAGUGCAAGGAUGUUGGAGAAGAACCGCAUUGACAACUUAUCGUUGGAAUGGUCUUCAGGUAAUAAGAUGGUUUCAAACAUAGAGACUUUGAGAGAUAUACUCGAUAAUUUGCAACCGCACAAUGGGUUGAAAGAGUUGAAAAUCAAGGGAUACAAGGGCGAAAGAUUUCCAGAUUGGGUGGGGCACUGUUCUUACAACAAUAUGACAAGUGUAACACUAGCAUCUUGCAAGAAUUGUUGCAUGCUGCCUUCACUUGGACAACUGCCAUCUCUAAAGUCCCUGCGCAUUGAAGGUUUUGAUCAGCUCAAGCGUAUUGGUGAUGAGUUUUACAAGAGUGACAGCGAUCAUCAUUCUUCGCCUACUGCACCGUUUCCCUCACUGGUGACGUUGGAAUUUCAUAAGAUGCCAUGCUGGGAGGAGUGGCACGUACCUGACCCAGAAGCUUUUCCUCGGCUUAGGACACUUGAAAUAGUAGAUUGUCCAAUGUUAAAUGUUUCCAAAGUAGAAAUGGGGGAAGAUGAUGAAGAAAGGUGUGAUGAGAUGGUAGGUGGUGGGGAUGCUUUAUCAAUAAGGCCAUCUCAAUCAUUUAAUGCAACCACCAUCAACCAUCUAUGUUGCCUCCAAGAACUAUGUAUUGCUGGGUGUCUCUCUAUUGUAUCCUUUCUGGGCAAUUGUUUACCCAAAUCUCUGCAAAGGCUGGAAAUCUGGUGUUGCCCAAAAUUUGAAUUCCCCAAGCAACAGCAGCACAACUAUGAUUUGGUAGAGCUACAGAUAGUUUUCAGCUGCGAUUCACUGACCUCGUUUUCUUUAGAUGCCUUUCCCAAUCUCAAGAAUCUCCAGAUAGAAUGGUGUAGGAAUCUGGAAUCAGUGUCAAUGUCAGAGGCACCACACGCUGCUCUUGAAGAAGUCACCAUCAUUGACUGCUCCAAAUUAGUGACAUUUGCAGGAGAAGGACUGGCUGCACCCAACUUGACUCAUCUUCAAGUCAGAUGGUGCGAGAAGUUGGAGGCAUUACCACGUGACAUGAAGAGUCUACUCCCAAGUUUACUCUCUCUCCAGAUAUAUGGUUGCCCAAACAUUUGCAGGUUGGCAGAGGGUGAUUUGCCGUCUAACUUGAAAGAACUUGAAGUAGGAAUUUGCGAGGAACAAAUGAGGGAUCUAUCAUGGAUGCCCAACUUGCACGCCCUCACUCGUCUUGAAAUUUAUGGUUCUUACUGCAACAACAUAAAGUCAUACCCAGAGGUGCGUUCGCUGCCUCACCUUCCCUCCCUUACCACUCUUGAGAUAUGGGGGUUCAAGAAUCUGGAGACAUUGGAGUGCAACGAGCUUCUCCGCCUCACCUCCCUUCAACAAUUGCACAUUGUGGGCUGCGAGAAGCUGGAGAAUAUGGAAGGAGAAAAGCUGCCUCCCUCUCUCUUGCGACUUGAAGUUGAUUUUUGUGAUUUGCUGGGAGAACACUGCAAGAACAAGCAUCAACUAAUCUGGCCCAAAAUUUCCCACAUCCCCACCAUUCAAGUCGAUUUCAAACAUAUUUCCUAAAUAGAGAUUUCUGAGCAGGUACAUUGUUAUCAAGUAAAAGUGCCCAAAUGACGGAGAUUUCAUCAUAUAUAAUCUUAUACAAAUAUUUUAGCUUCAAGUUGGUAAAAAGUUCAGAAAUGUUAGAGAUUUCAUUGCACAUGUAUAUAUAUGGAGAUGUAAAGUGGAUUAAUGUGUUGGGAAGCAGUAAUGUUUUCUGAUUUCAGCUUUCAUUUUAAAUGGUAUCUACACUAGUUUAAAUUAAUGACUGAUGUGUAUCAUAUGAUUCAUAUCCACACUACAUGUGGAGUUGCUUGGAUUAUUGAAUUCAAUGCUUUGCUUCAAAGAUAGGAACAUAAGAUGGUUGUUUGGUUAUCAAUAGCAGUCAUGUUUGAACUUUGAACCAACAUGCUAAACAAAUGAAUUUCAAUAUCUAACGCAAGGGUCGUAUCAAACUUGAAUUGUAGGCUUUUUCUUUUUUUUCUUCUAUUUCUUUUUUUUUUUUUGGGUUAAAUUUACAAUUCAAUGGCAUGAUGAUGAUUAACAUCAUUAUUGAAGCUAGCGGAAGUAGUGUUACUUAUAUGUUAGAGCUAUGAUAAUCUACAUCUUACCAAGCAUGAAACAGUUAAUUUAAUUAGCUUCUAAUCAAAGGUAGGUGCAACAGCUUUCAUAAUCCCUUGAAAACAUAUAUGACAAAAAAUAAAGUAACUUCCAUUGUUAGUAAUAUAGGUAUGUGCGCAUCCGUGCAAAAUUGUAAAAAUAAGGUGAGAAAUCAAUCAAAUUAUUCAACUUGUGUACUAAAUAUCACACCGAAAGGAACACAGUUUAUGCCUAUAUAGAAUUACAGAUUUUUGCAUUUUAAAAACAAGGUUUUUGACUUUGAAUACAUUUUUGAGAUUUCAUUGUACUUGUGUAUAUCUGGAGAUUUAAUCCUAUACAGUGGCAAUCAUAUCUUCAUUAUCUUCAUUCAAUUCGAAGUUCAUCUGAGGUGGUAAAUUGGAUUGAUAUGUCGGAACCAGAAGGAAUGUAUAAGAAAUGAAGAAAUGAUGGAGAAAGUUGGAGUAGUCGUUAAAAGGUUUUGUUAUUGGUAUCUUUUGCCCCUUCCCAUAAUUUUAUCUUUUCCUAUUUUGCAAUGGAAAGAAAAAAUGACAGCUUGAUCAGUGGAAAGAAAUCAUUUAUAAAAUGGUGAUCCUGUCUUUGCCAAAUCUUUAUAUAUAUGCCUAACCAAAUUCAAAUUAAAUAAGGCUAAUAAACUGGUUUCCAGGAUUGAAAUGUACUUGUUUUUAACAAGAGCAAAGCUUCAGAUGAUUGCAGAAUGUCUAAUAGCUUUUUCAUCAGAGUCAGUAGGAUAAUAAAAGGAAUCUGCAUGAGGUGUACAAUACUUUCAAAAUAAAAGGAUCAAGUUAUUGUUGUGUAGUUUUUUUAACCAUAGAUUGAAUCAUGAGAUAAUAUUAAAAGUAGAUGCCUAUAUAAGCUAUUUCUAAUACAAAGGAUAGGGGCUUAACAAUAACCAUUUCUUCCUUGUCUUGUUUAUAUGUGUCAACAUGCUAUCUAAAUUUUGGUAACAUAUUUGUACAGUAUCUAUCCUUAUCAUCAGCUAGAACUAAAAGAGUGGAAUUUUUGCCUUCAACUGCUUGUAACUGUUAAUUUGUUUAUCAAAUUGUUUUCCCAAGGUGAUGAAGAUAUAGCUAAUGUCAUUAGAAGCAUCAGACAACAAUUUAGUUUCUAUCAACUUUAUUUAUUGUUAAAAGUUCACAGAUGUUCGGGAUUUCAUUAUACAUGUAUAUAUGUGGAGAUGUAAACUGGAUUAAUGUGUUGGGAUGCAGAAGCAGUGUUUUCUGAUUUCAGCUUUCAUAUCUACACUACAUGUGGACUUGCUUGGAUUAUUCAAUUCAAUUUUUUGCUUGAAAGAUGGGAACUAUAUCUGGUUGUUUGGUUAUCAAUAGCAGUCAUGUUUGAACUUUGAACCAACAAUGUAAACAAAUGCUUCUCUCUCUAAUGCAAGGGUUAUAUCAA
This is a messenger RNA of Arachis ipaensis, 5589 nucleotides long. Its product is annotated as putative disease resistance RPP13-like protein 1. Gene Ontology annotation, molecular function: ADP binding. Lineage: Eukaryota; Viridiplantae; Streptophyta; Magnoliopsida; Fabales; Fabaceae. The record is from RefSeq and is a predicted model, not a curated record.